GUUCGUCUGUUGACUCCGUUUGAUAUGGGCGGAAUUGUUUAAUUGUUGUGCUCUGCUCUACUAUUACUAUUGACAGGUUAAGAUGUCAAGCUAUAAACAUAAGUCUGGAGCUUUGAAAAGAAAGCUCCAGAAAGAAAAAUUAGAACAAUCUGCUAAAGGUCGCCAGGAUAUUAAGAAGUUUUUUAAGAGUAAUGAAAAAGAAGAGUUGCAAGAAUUUCAACCGGAUUUCAAUCCAGAACCUACAUCAGCCUCACAGACCCAACCUUCUUCAGCUUCAAUCCAAAAUGCUUCUACGUCUACUGUAUGUGAGGGAAGUAAUGACGAAUGUGCUAGUGCUGAUCCAAAUCUUAGUAAGGAUACUGUCGAUGACAAUAAAACUUUUAAUUUUGACGAUCCUAAUACGUGGCCUGCGGUGAUGAGUGAUAAAAUACGGCAGGAAAUAGUAUUGUGCUACGGUGGUUUUCAAGCUUUUCAGGCCAGAUCAAAAUCAUUUCCAGCUGACCCCUCAGGAAAACAUUUCCAUGAAACAUUGUUGUACAUGAAAACAGACAACAGAACAUGUAAAGCAAUUCCACGUGAAUGGUUAAUGUGGAGUGAAACAAAAAACAGCAUUCAUUGUUUACCCUGUAGCAUUUUCCAUUCAAACCAAAACAAAAGUAAACUUGCAAAAGAAGGUUUUUUCCCUGAAAAACAACAAUACAAACGAUUAUACAGGUUACUUUCGAUGCAUGAAAGAAGCUCUGAGCACAGAAAACACUACCUAGAAUGGAAAAGUCUUCAGAUAUCAUUGAAAGGACAUGGUGUCAUUGAAAUGAUUUUAGUGAAAAGAAAGCUAGGAAAUCUAUGAUUAAAUAGACUAUCAAACAUCAAAGUAAGCGUUUUCUUGUCAGUGUAUUAAACACUUAAAAAACAUUUUAAUUGUUUAGCUCCUAACUUUCUUAUAAUCUCAUUCUUAGUAUUUUGUCAACUUGAAUUUUAUUCUUGGUCAGUAAGGGAAAUCAAUCUCAAAAUGGAAAUGUACUGUACUUUCAG
Molecule: messenger RNA, 1032 nt
Organism: Diabrotica virgifera virgifera (western corn rootworm)
Lineage: Eukaryota; Metazoa; Arthropoda; Insecta; Coleoptera; Chrysomelidae
Product: zinc finger MYM-type protein 5-like
Exons: 2
Coding region: 83-847 (254 amino acids)
Source: RefSeq, a predicted model, not a curated record